This is a messenger RNA of Aaosphaeria arxii CBS 175.79, 807 nucleotides long. RefSeq lists its product as uncharacterized. The transcript is spliced from 2 exons. Bases 1 to 807 code for a protein of 268 amino acids. The record is from RefSeq and is a predicted model, not a curated record. NCBI's taxonomy places the organism in Eukaryota, Fungi, Ascomycota, Dothideomycetes, Pleosporales.
AUGUCGGACAUGACCGAUGAAGAGUUGGACAAGUACUUUGCGACCUACGUUCCGCUGUCGAACCUCCCAACGCCGCCGCCCGUCAGGGACACCCUCUCCGAUACUCCCUCCGCAUCUGCGCUAUUACCAUCAUCAAGUCUACCUUUGUUGAACCCCCAGGUAGCGCAAGAGGCUCCUGAGCUAGAAGUCUACGCUACACAACUCUCCAACCUCGUCCCCAGCAACGCAUCUCCUCACCGACCAUCCCUCCCCGUCGUCCGCGGCAUCCUGGAGCGCUCCAAGCUGCCCGUCGAAAUCAUCGCCUUCGCAGCCUGCAUCCUCGACGCCCUGACGCAGCGCUUCGCCAGCUCGUGGCGAGCAUGCCUCACCCCUGGAUCAUCCCUCACGUCCAAGUUUGACCUCACCACCCAACCGUCCUCGUCAUGCCCAGAACUCAUCCUGCUCUCCGCCCUCGCCUUGGCCCAUGACUUCAUCGACGACCGCAGCCGCUCCACCAGGCACUGGUCGCUCAUCGAAUCGCGGUCCCUCUUCUCCGUCCGCCACAUCGACGCAACCAAGUUCUGCAUCCUCGAGGACAUGCACUUCGGCCUCUUCCGCAUCACCCCGGAAAUGGUCGACGCCAAGGUCCGGGAUCUCCAACGGCCAGCAGCCCUCGCCCUCGCCCUCCCGAAGUCGUCAGCAGGAAAGAGGAGGAACACGUGCUGCGAGACGGACGACGACAGACGCCCGCACCCUAGGAUGUCGCUCGAUUUGCCUCGUGCGGCGGUAUGGGUGCACGGCAUGCAGACUCCGGAGCCGAGUCCUUGA